CUCAGACACAGUUAGCAUCAAAAAAAAAAAAAAAAACUUUCCAUCUUUGCUCAAAAGAAACGGAAGAAAAAAAAAAAAAAACUUGCCCAAAUUGCUUGAGCUUUUCGUCCAGCGAGAGUCAGAACGGCAGACCCACAGCGAUGGACUCGCUCAAGCAAAUCGUGCGCAAGAUCCGCGAUCCAGCGGAUGUCCGUGAAAUCGGCUCGCCCUCACGCGUCGAGCACGGGGUGCAUGUGGAGUACAACCGCGAGACGCAGACAUUCCACGGCUUGCCAGACGUGUGGCACGAGGCUGUUCCCGCUGGCCAGAGCGUUGACGUGACCAGCACGCGCUUCCUCAAGCCCUCGCUCGUCCCGUCGGCACCGCUGCGCAAGCAACUCUCAAUGCAGAGCGACUCGUCGGGAGAGGUGGUCAGCGGCGGCGAGCUCUCGAGCAAUUGGCAGAGCGCCGGAUCGGUUGCGUCGAGCUCGAGUCGCGCGUCGGCGGACUUGUCCCACGUCUCUGGCGGCAGCAGUGGCGGGGAUGGUGGCAUCGAGUCGAUUGGCGCUCCGUACAAUGUGUCGCACAACGUCCACGCGCACGUCGACAAGUCGGCCAAGGGUGAAGGAAUAGUCAUCCGCGGAUUGCCGCCGGAAUGGAGCGUCAUGCUGGCGUCGUCCGGCAUCUCCAAGGAGGAAAUGCAGGCACAUCCCGCCGUCUUGCGCGAGGUCCUUGAAUUUCAUACAGAGAUGCUUCGGAGCGUCGCCGAUCGCGAGGAAGACAACCGACUCGCUCAUUCGCGCGACAUUUCCCCGUCGACCUCUCGCUCCAUGUCUCCCGCGCUGUCUGGAUCGCCCUCCCAGUAUGCGACUGGCGGUGCGCCCUCCCCUGUAGUGUCCUCUCCCACCUCCCAGGCUACCUCGCCUGUCGCCACCCCAAAGCUACUCGAUCCCUCCGCCGCCGCGCUCAUGAACCUGCCAAGCGUGACUGGCAAAUCGGCUGCUGGCAAGCCCGCGCCUCGCGGCAACCACAAGGAUGCUGCUGGUGGUGCAAAGCAGCUGCUGUCCAGCGAAGAGCAGAUCAAGCUGCGCUGGGAUGCCCUCAUCAGCAAGGAGGACCCGCGAACAUUGAUUCAUGAUCUCCGCAAAGUAGCCGAAGGGUCGUCCGGCUCUGUUCACACGGGCACAAUGGUCGCAACGUCCAAGACGGUGGCCGUGAAGCAGAUUGCGCUCACUCUCCGAACAGACAUCAAGGCUCUCCAGAACGAGAUUGCCAUGAUGAGCUCUAGCCGGCAUGCCAACAUUGUGCACUACAUUGAGAGUUACAAGACAUCUCAGCAUCUCUGGGUUGUUAGCAUGGGCCACAUGACGGAACCAACGAUCGCUUUAAUUUGCAAAGAAUUGCUGAGUGCUUUGGUAUUCCUCCACGGCAACAACCGAAUACACCGUGACAUCAAGAGCGAUAAUGUGCUACUUGGCAUGGACGGCACUGUUAAGCUUGGUGACUUUGGCUAUUGUGCCGAACUUACAAACAAUCACGCGAAACGGAAUUCUAUUGUGGGCACGCCUUAUUGGAUGGCGCCCGAACUGAUAAGACGAGAAGACUAUGACCAGAAGGUUGAUAUCUGGAGCUUGGGCAUUUUGUGUAUUGAAAUGGCGGAAGGCGAGCCACCGUUUUUAGACUUUCCUCCAUUACGAGCUUUGUUUUUGAUUGCCAUUCAUGGGUCACCCACGUUAAAAUCUCCCGCACAAUGGUCUGACGCCUUCAAGGACUUGAUGCGGCGCGCUACCGAUGUGGACGCAUCUGCUCGUGCGUCCGCCCAGCUCUUGAGUCAACACUCGGCCGGAUUCAAAUAG
Messenger RNA from Capsaspora owczarzaki ATCC 30864, 1835 nucleotides. RefSeq names its product p21-activated kinase. Gene Ontology annotation, molecular function: ATP binding; protein serine/threonine kinase activity. The record is from RefSeq and is a predicted model, not a curated record. Gene Ontology annotation, cellular component: cytoplasm. The coding region runs from base 141 to 1835 and encodes 564 amino acids. The transcript has 9 exons. Gene Ontology annotation, biological process: regulation of MAPK cascade; protein phosphorylation; intracellular signal transduction. NCBI's taxonomy places the organism in Eukaryota, Filasterea, Ministeriida, Capsasporidae.